This is a messenger RNA of Cavia porcellus (domestic guinea pig), 2989 nucleotides long. It is a transcript of the gene Gjc2, whose product is annotated as gap junction protein gamma 2. Gene Ontology annotation, biological process: cell-cell signaling. Gene Ontology annotation, molecular function: gap junction channel activity. Gene Ontology annotation, cellular component: connexin complex. The record is from RefSeq and is a predicted model, not a curated record. NCBI's taxonomy places the organism in Eukaryota, Metazoa, Chordata, Mammalia, Rodentia, Caviidae. The transcript is spliced from 2 exons. Bases 1149 to 2366 code for a protein of 405 amino acids.
CCUGACAGCUGGCGUUUCCUCAGAGGAGCAGGCAGGUCCAGGGGCCUCUAUGCUUGCCGGGCCUGCCAGCAGCAGAAGGAUGCAGUGGGCCAAAGGCUAAGCACUGCCAGUCUGUAUGUGAAGGUGCAGGCUGUGUGCCCAUGUGGGAGUGCAUGUGGGGCUGUGAGUGUGCAUACAUGUUAUAUGCAAGACUGCAUGUCUUUUAUACCACACAUAUGAAUGUGGCCUUUACAUCUGUACACAGGUAUGUACCUGCAAAUGCUUAUGUGAGCAUGUAUGCACAUGGUGUGCAUCUGAAUUCAGAUGUUUCUGUCAGUGCCAAGUGUGUAUAGGUCUGCUUACUCGUGCCAAGAGGGUCUGUGCAAGUGUGUAAUGGUGUUUUUGCAUUGUACGUAUGUGAGCACACAUGUGGGUGUGCAUCUGUACAGACAUGCACAGGAAGGUUACAUCUGUGUGUGACCCCAAGGGGGCUGCACAGAUGUGAGGAAGCAGGGUUGCUUCCUCAGGAACCUGGGUUGCCCUGUUUUCCUCUGGUGUGUCAGGGCCCCAGAUACAUAAAAGGCAGAGCUCAUGGCUCCGGCUGUUGGCCCCACACCUGCUGCUGCUGCUGCUGCUGCUACUGCCGCUGCUACUGCCGCUACUGCCACUACUUCCCAGGCCAGUCCAAGGGAGGGCAGAAGGACACUGUCGUGGUUUUGGGGCUUCUGCCCCACAGCUACCCAGGAGCAUGUACCGGCAUCUAGGUGAAUAAGGCAAGAUGGCAUCAGGGAGCUGUAGAAGCCUAUGCUGGGCACAUGCCUGCUGGGGCCUAGCUGGCCUGGGCUGUGGCUAGUAGAGUGUCCCAGCUGCCUGCUGCCUCCCAGACACGGUCCUGGAGUGGGACUACACAAGGAGGGCAAGCUGUGGGCUGCAGUGGUGGAGGCAACCUAGUGGCAAGGAGCUCCUAGAGGAUAGGGUGGUUCAGGAGGCAGAGGCCCCUGAGCUGCUGUGCAAGGUGUGAGGAGGGGCUGCUGCGCAGGGUGGGGCCAGUCUGUGUCCCCUCGGCCGAGGGGGCAGCCAUAUGCUUUCCUGCUGGAGAAGGCAAUGCCCCAGCUGCCUUCCAGGACUGGCACUCGGAGCCCUCAGUCAGGUCCCCCACGCCCGCGCCCAUGACCAACAUGAGCUGGAGCUUCCUGACGCGGCUGCUGGAGGAGAUUCACAACCACUCCACCUUCGUGGGCAAGGUUUGGCUCACCGUGCUGGUGGUCUUCCGCAUCGUGCUCACGGCCGUGGGUGGAGAGUCCAUCUACUCUGAUGAGCAGGCCAAGUUCACCUGCAACACACGGCAGCCAGGCUGUGACAACGUCUGCUAUGAUGCCUUUGCGCCGCUGUCGCACGUGCGUUUCUGGGUUUUCCAGAUUGUGGUCAUCUCCACGCCGUCGGUGCUCUACUUGGGCUAUGCAGUGCACCGUCUGGCACGCGCCUCAGAACAGGAGCGCAAGCGCGCACUGCGCCGCCACCCAGCUCCCCGUCGAGUGGCCCCGCCGGGCUGGCCUGAGCCGGGCGAGGCAGAGCCCAUGCUGGGGUUAGGCACUGGCGAGGACAACGAGGAAGAGGAGGAGGAGGAGCCCGUGGCACCCGGAGCAGAGGACAAGACGGGUGCUGGAGACGCAGUGGGGGCAGUGGGGCCCGGGGUGCAGCACGACGGCCGGCGGCGCAUCCAGCGCGAGGGCUUGAUGCGUGCGUACGUGGCUCAACUGGCGGCGCGCGCGGCGCUGGAGGUGGCCUUUCUGCUGGGCCAGUACCUGCUAUACGGUUUCGCAGUGCGUCCGUCCUUCGCGUGUGGCCGCUGGCCCUGCCCGCAUGUGGUGGACUGUUUCGUGUCCCGGCCCACUGAGAAGACGGUCUUCCUGCUGGUCAUGUACGUGGUCAGCUGCCUCUGCCUGCUGCUCAACCUCUGCGAGAUGGCGCACUUGGGCCUGGGCAGCGCGCAGGAUGCCGUGCGCGUGCGCCGCGGUCCCGCGGUGUCUGCAACCACCUCGCCCCCGGCCCCGCCACGCCCUGCUCCCUGCGCCCUCGAGCUUGGUGCCCCAGGCCCAGCCUGCCCGCCCGACUACAGCCUGGUGGUGCGUGCGGUCGACCCAAGCCUGGCGCAGCUGGGGUUGCGGACACUGCGGGACCCCGACCACGACCACGACAGCCCUCCCUGCGCCGGGCUUAGCGCCGCCUCCCGGGGGCCCCCGAGGGCGGGCGCCCCAGCAUCGGGCUCUGGUAGCAACGCAUCGGGUUCGGGGGGCGCCAUGGGCGACCGUAGCCGCAAGCCCAAGGCAGGUUCAGAGCAGGGCAGCGGGGGCAGCAGGGACGGCAAAACCACUGUGUGGAUCUGAGCAUGGCAUGCGUGGGCUGCUUGUGUCCCUACCGUGAUCCCCAGGGCUGUGCAGAGCUGGGGCCCAGGAUGACCAGCAGCCUCUCCAGGAACAUCCUGAGCCAGAAUGAGCCUUGGGGAUUCCCACUGCAGGUCACCUGCCCGUCGUCACACCUCAUUGCAGCUUUCCAGGCAGGACACCUGGGCCGGUCAGGUCACUAGUGAGGGACUGUGCUGUCCCCGCCCACUCCCUAUAACAAUAGAUCAGUUUCUCUGCAAAACAGUCCCCCUUUCCCCUCGCCCCACUCCGUUCAGCACAGCAGGGUAACCUGAUCUUCCUUACCAGGAAAGGGAAGCCCAGGCAGGCCAGGCCAAUUGGAGGCCUUUGCACCCAGCAAGCACUGGAGACUCAGCAAGCACCAAGAGUGAGCCAGGGCUGAAGAGGACCGCACCUUCUUUGAUUUACCCAUUGUGCUGGAACAUCUAUGUGCCUUGUGGUAUGGACAGCCAUAGUGGUGGUCAGGAUCUCUGGCUUUGGCGCUGCAGGGCCAGGGCUCUCGGAGCUGCUUAUGGCUUCUGGCCCUUCCUGAUGCAGAGCUAGCUUCAGAUGAGGAAGGGAAAUAAAGCCAACUUUGUUUACACAGA